AUGCCUCCUCCAACGGUGGAAACAGAUGAGGAGUUGCUGGUAGCCAGUUUCGAUGGAUCGGCUAGGAUAAAAAAGAAAGGAGGGUCGUUCAGUGCCGUGAUAUGGAAGUUACCCGAAUGGACGAUCGUGGCGGCCGAAUCGAGAUAUGUUCACGAUCUGACUGUGAAUGAAGCUGAGUAUAAUGGCUUGCUACUGUGCUUUGAGUUACUCGCCGGUCUGGAUAGGGGGCGAGUAAUACUGUGUGGAGAUUCCAGUCUGGUGAUUCGACAGAUGCGCGGUGAGAUCGACUGCAAGGCACCGGGCCUUCAGCUUCUGAGACACAAAGCGUUGGAGAAGCUGCAGUCAUGGCCUAGUCACGAGUUUCUGCAUAUGAAGCGAGAGUGGAAUCAGAGCGCAGAUCGACUAGCCAGCACAGCAUUGCAGAGCGAAAAGGGAAGAACGGUUGUAGCUGAAGAGGAUCGGCAAGAUCUGAUGACUCUGAACCGUCUUGAUGAAUUGUUGAAGCCCAAGCAAGAUGGUCAGCUGGCUCGGGUAACUGAGAUCGCGAGAUCAGCCAGGAGGAUACAUCAUGGACCUGAAGUGAUACAGGAGGAGAUAGUACAGAGGAUCAGGAUUCAACGAAUUGUCCAAGCUCAAGAUGAGGAGCGUUGGAUUGUCAAUCUCAAGACAUAUCUAAGUGGUGAUGUAUCAAACUUGGAUGCGGUAGAAGUGAAGACGUGCGCCAAACUGGCGCCGGAAUACGAGAUCGAUGAGAACAAUCUGCUAUUUUUUUGCCCCACGGCGAAAAGAGAGUCAGAAGAUCGCGAUGGUUUGAUGCGGUUGGUGAUCCCUGAGACGUUGCAGCAGGAUUUUUUGCAUCAUUAUCACACGAGUCUGGAAGGAGGCCAUCAGGGUAUUGGCCGAACCUAUCAGAGGAUCAGAUCGCGAUUUCAUUGGAGAGGACUGUAUCGGAGCGUUCAACGAUAUGUGGGCGAAUGUACCGACUGUGAGACCGGGAAAGGAAACCCGAUGAUUAAUGGGAAAUCCCCGGGCAAUCUACACGCAACCUAUCCAUUCCAGAUCAUCGCCAUGGAUCAUAUACCGUCGUUGACCAAGUCCAUCAAGGGGAACACCGAACUGCUCAUUUGGGUCGACCUUUUCUCGGGAUAUGUGAUUGCAAAGGCUAGCUCCUCUCGGACGGCACAAACAAUAGCGGAGAAUUACGAAGAAUGUGUGUUUCGACGCUUCGGAGCUAGCGAGGCUAUCAGGCACGAUCGAGAACCGGGAUUUAUGUCCGACUUCUUUCGAGCCUUCAGUCGGAUCGUAGGACAAAAACAGCGUGCUACUAUGGCUUACAGGCCACAAGCAAAUGGAACAGUCGAACGAAUGGUGCAAACCCUGACACAUUCGCUCAAGAUGUACGUGGCUGAAGUUGACCAGCGAGACUGGGAUGAGUAUGCUGAGCGGCUCACAUUUGCCAUUAACACUGCACAAGAUUGGAUCCGGGGGGAUACCCCAUUUUAUCUGAUUCAUGGGUGGGACCCGCGAUCGACUUUGGAGGCUACGCUACCAGUGGGGAAUACGGGGACACGAGAUCGCGAUCCAAAGAGGUGGAGAUACAAAAUCCAAAGACAAUACCUGCGAGCCCGAUCUGCAGUGAACGAUCGUUUACAAGCCGCGAUCCAGGAGCGAGCGGAUCGACACAACGAAGAUCUGGAACCACACGAGAUCGAAGUAGGAGCGCAAGUUUGGCUAUACCUGGACCGAGUUAAAGAAGGAUAUGCGAAGAAGCUAGCGCACAUGUGGCAUGGGCCAUUCCGAGUUGCGGACGUAUGUGGAGAUCAUGCUGUAAAAUUGGAGAUCGCUGGAACCCCAUAUCGGUUAUUUCCGAUUGUACAUAUAUCGAAGCUAAAAAAGGUAAAGAAGUUCCCUGAACGCCCGAAGGAUCAGCUUACGAUAGAGGAAUCAGAUCGCUUGGAUUUCGAUGAAGCUCUGCUGCCGGAAGACAGUUGGGAUGGCGAUCUUGAAGAAGGGGAAUACGAAGUGGAGGCAAUAUUGGACGUGCGAUCUGGUAGAAAAACCCGUUAUUGGCGAGUACACCGGCAGUUUCUGGUGAAGUGGAAGGGAUAUCCCGAUCUAAGUUGGGUGGACGAGGCCGAUCUACGUUGUGGGGCGAUCUUGCAAGAGUUUGAGCGGAACCGAGUGAGUCGAAACCGUUUCGACGUAAUGCAGUCUCAUGAAGGCAAGUCGGACGAACCUUAA
Messenger RNA from Peronospora matthiolae, 2241 nucleotides. NCBI's taxonomy places the organism in Eukaryota, Oomycota, Peronosporomycetes, Peronosporales, Peronosporaceae. The record is from the annotation of a GenBank genome assembly.